ACCGGCACAGAUGAUCAGUGCAUGCAGGCCACCCCAGACUGUUUUAUAAUGUCUACCCUAUUCACAACUCAGAAACCACACUGAAAGCAACCAACAUCAAACACUUUCUCACAACCGCAUCACUAGUCCUCUGUGUUGAUUUUCCACAACCAUCAUCAUCAUCAUCAUGGGUGUUGUUACUCACGAAUACGACACCCCUGCCGAUGUGCCUCCUACUAGGCUUUUCAAAGCCAUGACACUAGAUUUCCAUAAUCUCUUUCCAAAGAUUGUGGAUAGCAUCCACGGUGUUGUAUUCAUAGAAGGAAGUGGUGGUCCUGGAACCAUCAAGAAGAUGACCAUCAUAGAAGGUGACAAAACAAAGUAUGUGCUGCACAGAGUUGAUGCAAUUGAUGAGGCAGCCUAUGUAUAUAACUUCAGCAUAAUCGGGGGCACUGCCUUGGCUGACACAUUGGAGAAGGUUUCAUUUGAAAGCAAAUUGGUGGAAGGCUCAAAUGGAGGAUCCAUUAGGAAGGUACAUGUCCAAUUUUUCACCAAAGGCAAUGCUACAUUUAGUGAAGAGGAGGUGAAAGCUAACCAAGCCAAGGUCGAAGGGCUUGUAAAGCUUGUUGAAGGGUACCUUUUGGCAAAUCCUGAUUACUGAAGGUCUUUCUUGUUAGUAAUUAAGAGCUUGGCUAUGGUGCAAAGUAAUAAGCUAGCCUUGAUGGAUCUGCAAGCUCAGCACCAAGGCUUUCUUCUUCUAUGAUAUCUUUUAUUUAUUUUUGUUCUUUAUUAAAACAUGGGCAAUUAAUCAUAGAUUAAUAAUUUAAUAGUUUUUUUUUUAA
Messenger RNA from Glycine soja, 821 nucleotides. Its product is annotated as pathogenesis-related protein 10-like. Gene Ontology annotation, molecular function: protein phosphatase inhibitor activity; abscisic acid binding; signaling receptor activity. Gene Ontology annotation, biological process: abscisic acid-activated signaling pathway; defense response. Gene Ontology annotation, cellular component: nucleus; cytoplasm. The transcript is spliced from 2 exons. The record is from RefSeq and is a predicted model, not a curated record. The coding region runs from base 167 to 640 and encodes 157 amino acids. NCBI's taxonomy places the organism in Eukaryota, Viridiplantae, Streptophyta, Magnoliopsida, Fabales, Fabaceae.